AUGGGGUCUACAUUCCCAAAGAGCAGGACUCGAAGAGUCUUUCCCAAUUCAGGCCCAUCUCGCUGUUUAAAUGUUGAGGGUAAGAUAUUCUUCUCAGUCAUGGCUCGCCGGCUCACACAGUAUCUGAUGACUAACAAACGUUUGGGGGAUAGUGAUUCGUCAAAGGCCCUUACCGGUGAAGCCAUGAAAUUAUUGGGGAACGCCGCGUAUGGUGAAACUUUGACCAACAAGUCAAAACAUACCGACGUAUCUUACUGUCUUGGGGAUAACACAUUUAUAGACAGGUCAAAUUUUCAGCUGUGUGGGAUGGACACAGAUAGUUUGUAUUUAGCUCUAAGCAGCGAUAAUCUUUCUGACGUUGUUAGACCCCACCUUCGCCUCAAGUUCUACUCUGUUUACGAUCAGUGGUUUCCGUCAGAAACGUGUCCUGCUCACAAGUCUACCUUUAUUUCCACCGAAG
Candidula unifasciata is the source of this 460-nucleotide messenger RNA. Lineage: Eukaryota; Metazoa; Mollusca; Gastropoda; Stylommatophora; Geomitridae. The record is from the annotation of a GenBank genome assembly.